GGGAUCAUGGGGGAAAGCGCAUUGGAACCGGGGCCUGUGUCCGGAGUCCCGGCUGGGGGCCCUGUGCACGCUGUAACGGUGGUAACCUUGCUGGAGAAACUAGCCGCUAUGUUGGAGGCGCUACGGGAGCGGCAGGGCGGCCUGGCUCGGAGGCAGGGCGGCCUGGCGGGCUCUGUGAGCCGCAUCCAGAGCGGCCUGGGUGCACUGAGCCGCAGCCACGACACCACCAGCAAUACGCUAGCGCAGUUGCUGGCCAAGGCGGAGCGUGUGGGUUCGCACGCCGACGCAGCCCAGGAGCGCGCAGUGCGCCGGGCCGCCCAGGUGCAGCGGCUCGAGGCCAACCACGGGCUGCUGGUGGCGCGCGGGAAACUCCACGUCGUGCUCUUCAAGGAGGAAACCGAAAUUCCAGCCCGUGCCUUCCAGAAGGCGCCUGAACUGUUGGGCCCAGCUGAUCAGUCCGAGGUGGGUCCAGAGCAGCCAGAGGCCGAAAUUGGGGAGAGCUCGGAUGAGGAACCCGUGGAGUCCCGGGCGCGACGACUGCGGCGUACCGGGUUGCAGAAGGUGCAGAGCCUGAAAAGGGCUCUUUCGGGCCGGAAAGGCCCUACAGUACCACCAACUACGCCGGUCAAGCCACCUCGCCUUGGGCCUGGCCGGAGCACUAAUGGCCAGCCGGAAGCCCUGCCUGCAGCCCAACCUGCUCAGGAGUCUACGCUGGAGCCAAAGCCUCUGCUGGACACGGAGGAAGAAGAUCUCAGGAGACCAGAGGCUGCGGAAGCUGCCCUGCUCCAAAUAGAGAGUGAAGCCUAA
Molecule: messenger RNA, 807 nt
Organism: Chrysochloris asiatica (Cape golden mole)
Lineage: Eukaryota; Metazoa; Chordata; Mammalia; Afrosoricida; Chrysochloridae
Gene: CAVIN3
Product: protein kinase C, delta binding protein
Exons: 2
Coding region: 7-807 (266 amino acids)
Cellular component (GO): caveola; cytoplasm
Molecular function (GO): protein kinase C binding
Source: RefSeq, a predicted model, not a curated record